GGUCGCUAUAGUUACUGCUGCUGCAGCUGGCUGGUGGUUGCUAUGGUUAUGUUCACUGUGGUUGCUGACAUCACAGUUGAUGUGUGUGUGUGUGCAGAUAUGGGUACGGGGCUGUACGGAGCGUCUAAAGCCAUCGCCGUCAGUGACCUCAUCACCACGGUAACGCCUGAGAGGAGGACAGAGGAGAGGAAGUCGGAGCAAGUUGAGGAGGUGCUGGUGAUGGAGGAGGAGGUGCAGAGGGUGGAGGUAGAUAAAGAGGAGGUGCAGCAGCAGGAUGAGGAAGAGGAGGAGCAGACCAGAGUGACAGAGAUUUCUCAGCACAGUCCUCCAACUCCUCAGAGACAGGACACCAAGACCGAGGUGACCGACACCGCGGUGGACGGAGACCUGACGGCGACGGAGUCUGAUCAGGAUGAAGACCUGAAAACACAGGAGACGUUGGGGAGUCCAGAGGAGGAGCAGAAACCUCAGAGCACCAUCAGCGCUCUCAGGCGUUCCUUCUUAGAGGGGGGAGGAGGAGGAGGAGGAAUGACAGAGUGGGAGAAACGUCUCGCCUCCUCGCCACUACGUCGAGUCGACGACUCCCCGAUGAUUGAACCUCUGGAACCAGACGAGGCCCUCCCAUUGGACAGCAGCUCAACAGCGGGGGGCGUAGUCAUAACAAACCGAGCUCCUCCUCAGCCAAUCAGGGAGAAGACCUACACUGUGGGGAGAUGCUACGACACCGCCUCUGGCAGGGUCAUCACCAUGACGACCACGGAUGACCACUCUGAUGUUACCAUGAUGACAGGAAGUAUUGAGACGAGCGGGCAGGUCAGAAUCAUCCCGUUGUCCACCACUGAUGAUGUCAUCACAGGGGGACCGUUGAUCACGAUUCGUGAGGUGAAAACACCAACCUCCCCGUCUGAGCCACCUUCAGCGAUCUGUGACUUCACCAGUGAUGUCAUCUGUGCGGAUGACACCAGAAGAGGCGGAUCUAGAAGUCUGGACCUCCAUGGGGGCGGAGCCUCUCUGAUCUCACCACUGACGCCCCUCCUCCUUCCUAAAUCCCCCCUGGGCGAGCUGAACCUUAGCCCCACCCUCACGCCAGGCCCCCUGACUGGCAGGACAUCGCCCUCCAUGGCCAGAGUGGUGGAGCUCAGGUGGAGCUCAGGAGGAGAGCAGGUGGAGAGCAGGUGGAGCUCAGGAGGAGAGCAGGAGGAGAGCAAGUGUAAAGCAGGUGGAGCUCAGGUGGAGAGCAGGUGGAGAGCAGGUGGAGCUCAGGAGGAGAGCAGGUGGAGCUCAAGUGGAGCUCAGGAGGAGUUCAGGUGGAGAGCAGAUGGAAAGCAGGUGGAGAGCAGGAGGAGUUCAGGUGGAGAGCAGGAGGAGAGGAGUGAGACCGUGGCCAGCAGGAGGCGGUGCUUCUCCUUCUGCAGUGAGACCGUGGCCAGCAGGAGGCAGUGUGGAGCUGCAGUGUUCACUUUGAACUUCCCUCAGCUUCUCCCUUCACCUCCUCCCAGACGCCAUUUUGUUUCUCCUCCUCUCAUCAACGAGCAGCCUAAACCUACAUUCGAUGAAAUGUCUCCUGAGCUGAACGCUCUGCUGAAGUCCGCCAGGGAACAAAAAACCUUUAGAGAACACAACCUGCUAAAGACGUCAGAGAAGGUGGAGACAGUCUUCUUAAUGAAGGAGCCGUGUGACCAGGACCAGCCAAUGGUGGACCAGCCUCAGGUAGCAGGAAAUCUUGUAGGCCCACCUCCUGUUAACCCCCCGCCCCCUCCACCAGGGACCUGCAUGACGCAUGCUGAUGAUGUCACAUGGGAAUGGGCCACUGAUGAUGACAGUAUCAAUGCUAAUGAUGCAAACAAGGUUAAUAGUCCAGCAGAUAAACAUGAAGUCAGUGAUGAUGAUAUCAGCGAGGACGAGCCUAGUAGCCAGGCCAGUGAAGAUGAUGCCAGCGAUGCUAGCGAAGAUGCUAUCAGUGUGUUAGCUCAGGUAGCAGUGGAGGAAGCCAUGGAGGCUGCAGUCAGACAGGCUCAGAGCCCGGGCGCUGAUGAUGUUAAUCAGGAUAGCAUUAAUGCUAAUUUUGCAGUUAGCCAGAGUGAGCAGGAGCUAACUAGCAUGGAGGCUAACAAGACUAACAACAGCCCCUGCACCAGACCCUGUUCUGUUCUGGGCUCUCGACCCACUGGGAGUCUGUCUCAGUGUUACCAUCACGAUGAGUUCUCCGACGCCUCUGACGAGGACGAGGGAGAGUGGCGGUUCGGAGAAAACUCCCCUCCUCCUUCUUUACGCCGCCAGACCUCUGGGCGCUCCCCCUGCUCAGCCAGUCAGAGGCAGCCAUCUGACCACAGUGAUGACGACGAUGAUGAUGAGUCCAAUACACUGCAAGAGGAGGUCCCAAUGAUGAGAAAGACACUCACAUAUGAAGCUCCAGGGACGCGGGUAGACUCUGAUCCUCCUGCAGGUUUGCUGCUGAGCUCCCAGACCUUCACUGCAGAGACCUCCAACACCACCACCACCACACACAUCACCAAGACAGUGAAAGGAGGGAUUUCAGAAACCAGAAUCGAGAAGAGGAUCGUGAUUUCUGGAGACACAGAAAUCGACCAUGACCAGGACUGAAUGUAGAAGACUGUGCUGGAUCAUGGGAGGUGUAGUCCAGAGCCAACAAUGUCACUGUUUCCAGCAACACCCAGUGGACUUUACACACAUGCAUGUACACCUGUAUACACACACACACACACACACACACACACACACACACACACAC
Messenger RNA from Micropterus dolomieu (smallmouth bass), 2752 nucleotides. RefSeq lists its product as uncharacterized. The record is from RefSeq and is a predicted model, not a curated record. Gene Ontology annotation, cellular component: cytoskeleton. Gene Ontology annotation, biological process: cortical actin cytoskeleton organization. The transcript has 15 exons. Gene Ontology annotation, molecular function: actin binding; structural molecule activity. Lineage: Eukaryota; Metazoa; Chordata; Actinopteri; Centrarchiformes; Centrarchidae. Bases 43 to 2604 code for a protein of 853 amino acids.